Messenger RNA from Daucus carota subsp. sativus, 1487 nucleotides. Its product is annotated as AT-hook motif nuclear-localized protein 20. Bases 411 to 1256 code for a protein of 281 amino acids. The record is from RefSeq and is a predicted model, not a curated record. The transcript has a single exon. Gene Ontology annotation, molecular function: minor groove of adenine-thymine-rich DNA binding; DNA-binding transcription factor activity. Lineage: Eukaryota; Viridiplantae; Streptophyta; Magnoliopsida; Apiales; Apiaceae. Gene Ontology annotation, cellular component: nucleus.
CUUUAGCCCAAUAGUAUAUAUAGCCUGGUGUGCCUUUACACUUUAAUUUCUCUUUAGGUGCUCAUAAGUGAUUCUAUUAACCCAUUAUCAAUUACACAGCUUUUGCAUCUCACCUUACUUUGUUCUCUUAGCUCUAAUCUAUAAGUACUAAUUAAUCCUCUACUUUCUUAACUUUCUCUCUGUUUCUGUUAUCUUUCUGUAUCUUAGUUAUCAUCAUACUUCAUCCUCCAAACUAUUGCAUCUAAUUCUCUCCUUUACUUUCCCUUAUUCAUUUCAUAAUCAUAAAAUAUAUAUUUGUUCAGCAUUCGAGAUUGUUGUUGCUGUUUCUUCCCUCUAGGUCAAGAAAUUAACGAUUUUUUUUCGUUUUGAGUUGAUUGCUCGGUAAAAUUAAAGCCGUUUUUGUUGUAGUGAUGGCGAAUCCGUGGUGGACGGGGCAGGUAGGGUUGCUUCCGGGGAUGAAUCCCGGAGGCUCCCCGCUUAUGCUAAACAACAAAACGCAACAAGAUGUGGCGAUUAAUAAUAAUAAUAGCGGUGGUGAUGAGGAAGAUGAAGAUAGAGAUAAUUGCGAUGAUCCCAACGAAGGAGCUGUCGUGGUGGGAUCUCGUAGACCUAGAGGCCGGCCUCCAGGUUCGAAGAACAGACCUAAACCGCCGAUAAUCGUGACACGUGACAGCCCUAAUUCGCUUCGCAGCCACGUCAUGGAGAUCGCAAGCGGAACCGACGUGGCAGAAAGUAUAGCUCAAUUCUCUCGGAGGCGACAGCGUGGCGUUUGUGUGUUGAGUGGGAGUGGCUCGGUAGCUAAUGUGACUCUGCGGCAGCCAGCCGCGCCUGGCGCGGUGAUUGCGCUUCAAGGAAGGUUCGAGAUUCUGUCCCUCACAGGCGCGUUUUUGCCUGGGCCAGCCCCGCCUGGAUCGACGGGGCUGACCGUCUACUUGGCAGGAGGCCAAGGCCAAGUAGUAGGAGGGAGUGUCGUGGGGUCCCUUGUGGCCGCGGGACCCGUUAUGGUCAUAGCGGCCACUUUCACUAAUGCAACUUACGAAAGACUACCGCUGGAAGAGGAUGAGGAGGAGGGAAUUGUAGCUGGAAACGGCGGCGCUUCGCCACCCGAUAUCGGAAGCAGUGGACAGCAUUCGGGCUUGCCUGAUCCAUCGGGUCUUCCGGUUUACAAUAUUCAGGCGAAUCUGGCACCGAAUGGUGGACAAAUGAGUUCUCAUGAUGCGUAUGCUUGGGCUCAUGCAUCUCGGCCGGCCUAUUGAGAUUGAUUUUUCCAAAAAAAAAAAAAAAAAAAUCGGAAAAUUAAGGUAAUUAAAUUAGUGAAUAAUUAAGUUGGUGUUUUGUGUUACGAAUGUGAGAAAUUAAGUUGAAACAAGUUUGUGUGUUUAUAUGUAGGCCAGAAGAGUGAUGUGUAGAAGAGCAAACACAGUCUUUAAUUUUUACAUAUGUAAAUAUUCAACUUAAUUAUCUGUUCUCUUGAUUGCACUUUGUGU